AUGGAUCCGCCUUACUUUUCGAUAAACGCGUGUAACCGUUGUCGCAAACGCAAAGCGCGGUGCGAUACACAGAUUCCUUCAUGCCAACCAUGUCAAAACUCAGGCUCCAUCUGUGACUACACGGAUGGCCGCUCGGGCGACGUCCAUCCUCGGAGCUACAUCCAUGAUCUGGAAGCUCAACUCAUGCGACUAGAGGCUCAGCUCCAAGGGGUUGACGAUGCGACAAUUGAAGUGUCGCCACCUACCUCGACAUUGCGCUCAGACGAUGAGCCUGCUCAAGACUUGAUUCGUGUUGGAGAUGAGGGGCAUGCUCAUUUCAUCGGAGCUUCAAGCGGAAUGUACUUGGUCCGAUCAGUUCUUGAGUCCGCUCAGCAGAACUAUCCAAACUUCGAAUCGCCAUCUGAAACAACAGAAGCUCGAACCGGACCAAAGGAACCUUCCAGUAGUAGUACCAGAAUUGCCUUGCCAUCUCGAGAGACGGCUAAUAGCCUCAUCGAGACAUUCUUCAGCCAAUAUCAGGUUCAGUAUCCCAUUCUCAACCAGCAGGAAUUUAGCAAGGCCGUGACAGAAUUUUACGGUCGCCAGAACGACAGAGAUGGUCAAAAUCGACCAGGAUCUGGCGAGGUGUGGACUCGAUUCAUGCUUAACAUGGUGCUUGCCAUCUCUCUCAUGUUCAUGUCCCACGAUCAUAAUGAGAGUACGACACUAUCGAAAGGCUUCACUGCCAAUGCCAUGUCGGAUAUCAGUCUGAUCAUGCAGACAAAGAAUGUAAAGUCGGUGCAAUGCCUUCUGUUGUUGUUGCUUCUCUCUAUCCUCGACUCAUCUUCUGCGCCGGUUUGGUAUAUCUCCGGUCUUUGCAUGCGCAUGUGCAUUGAUCUUGGAUAUCACUCAGAGACCACAAUAGCUAUAUCUUCAACUGGUAACGACACAGAAAUUGAGAGGAUAAGUGAAGCAGAUACGAAGCGAAGGCUAUUCUGGGUAACAUACAGCUUUGAUAGGACACUCAAUAUCCUUCUUGGUCGACCGUUUACUUUUGACGACUUUACUGUCGACAUUCAUCUGCCGAGACACUCGUUAGUACCGAGUAAGCGGCUACAGAUACUACACUGGCUUGAACUGCAACAACUCGAAAGUGAGAUUGUACACAAGCUACAUGCAGCACGGCGAGACGAUACAGGCCAUAGCGGAGAGGACACAGACCUUACCCAGUGGACUAAAGAGAUGGCUCAGCGAUUGAAAGGCUGGAACUCAGUGGCUCUGACUCUUACUGACUCCGAUGGUCAUAACGUCAACUGGUGGGGCUACUGGUAUCGUACAGCGCUGCUCAUCCUCUACAGACCAUCGCCCUCUCGCCCAAGUUUGAGUACUUCUGAAACGCUUUCAUGCUACGAAGCUGCCAAAGAUCUUAUUCAGCUAUCAUACCUUCGUAUCAGUGAAGGUUUGAUGGAUUUCACCUGGAUAGACCUGCAUUUCCAAUUCAUGAGCGGAGUCACUCUCGUGUUCAUGGUCUGGAAGAAUACUCAGGCGCGAAUCAAGGCAAAAGAUGACUGGAUCUCGUUCAAGAGCUGCUUGUUUCAAUGGAAGAGCAUACUUGAGAAACUUGGAGUGCGUUGGGAGAGAAUCGCGAGAGCUCGUGAAGCACUAUCAAAACUGGCUGAUGCUACUAUCGAUCUUGUCGAGAAGGACAUGAUGAGAUCAGCGGGAGGAGGCCAACGACUACCAAUACAUCACAACUCAGAGGAGUCUCGACGAGAUCGAAGGCGUUCCAUCAUACAGCAGCUCCGAAGACAGGAUUCUGAUGGCGUGUCGCAGCGGAGCUUGGUUGCCGUUGGAGGUGAUACAUAUAUGCAAGACACUAGUCCUCGAAACAUAAAUCUAGAAACGGGUAACGGAGGAUUGAAUCAGGUCUAUGGAUCUCAUAUAGGCGACGAGACUCAACACCGACCAGCAGCUAAUACAGCUGGAUACGGGACGCAAUCCAAGGGCCACAAUUGGGCAGCUUUUGAGACAUCAACAAAUACUCAACAAGGACUCUUUUGCGACGCGCAGAGUCACAACACCAUAUCAUCAAUGAUGCCAGAGGAUACGUGGCCACUCUUCGAUCUCUCAGAUGUAGCGGUCGCACCCGAUGAGAUCAACUUCUGGACAUACUUAUCGGCCCCAAUGCUCGGCGUGGAGGAUAUGUCGACGUCCCAGUUCAACACUACAGGAAGGCCAGAUGAGUCCUUUACCAAUAGCAUCCUGAAUUUUCACGGAGACUUUAGUAAUAUCACUCCUGAGAUGCCAGUAGAGUAUCCAGAGGAUGGAGACUAUGCGUACAAUGCUGGGCAGUAA
This is a messenger RNA of Fusarium oxysporum Fo47, 2334 nucleotides long. RefSeq names its product transcription factor domain-containing protein. Bases 1 to 2334 code for a protein of 777 amino acids. Gene Ontology annotation, molecular function: DNA-binding transcription factor activity, RNA polymerase II-specific; sequence-specific DNA binding; zinc ion binding. The transcript is spliced from 4 exons. Lineage: Eukaryota; Fungi; Ascomycota; Sordariomycetes; Hypocreales; Nectriaceae. The record is from RefSeq and is a predicted model, not a curated record. Gene Ontology annotation, biological process: positive regulation of transcription by RNA polymerase II; DNA-templated transcription.